Telopea speciosissima is the source of this 954-nucleotide messenger RNA. RefSeq lists its product as uncharacterized. The coding region runs from base 30 to 836 and encodes 268 amino acids. NCBI's taxonomy places the organism in Eukaryota, Viridiplantae, Streptophyta, Magnoliopsida, Proteales, Proteaceae. The transcript has 8 exons. The record is from RefSeq and is a predicted model, not a curated record.
UCUCUUGUCUUCAUCGAUCGAUCGUCAUUAUGGAUUUUUGCAGUAAAUCUGCUUGGGACAACAGCUCUCCCUUCGACUGCCUCCUUUUCGACCUUGAUGAUACUUUAUACUCUUCGAAGAUUGGAAUUGGUGAAGCAUGCAAGAGAAACAUUGAAGGAUUUCUUGUGGAUAAAUGCGGAUUUGCAGAGGAUAAAGCGUCAAGUCUUCGAGUUGAGCUUUUUAAAACCUACGGAAGCACCCUUGCUGGCCUAAGAGCCUUGGGCUAUGAUAUCGAUGCCGACGAUUAUCACGGUUUCGUGCACGGGAGGUUACCGUAUGAUAAGAUCAAACCAGAUCCUCAAUUACGAAAUCUUCUGCGGAGCAUCAACCAACGAAAACUCAUUUUCACGAAUUCAGACAGGAACCAUGCGGUUAAAGUGUUGGAGAGGUUAGGAUUACAGGAUUGCUUCAACGAAAUCAUCUGCUUCGAGACACUGAAUCCAAACCUCUCGAAAUCCAGUCGGACUGAUGAGUUCCCCGUUGUUCUGAAGCCAUCGAACGAAGCCAUGAAAAUCGCUCUCGAGGUCGCACAUGUGGAUCCUCGCCGUACGCUGUUUCUCGACGACAACGAACGGAAUAUCGUCGCCGGAAAAGCCGUGGGACUUGGAACUGUUUUGGUUGGAAAAACCGGGAAAAACACGGAAGGUGGGUUCAUGGUGGAGAGCGUGGUCCAUCUCCCACAGGUGGUUCCAGAAGUGUGGGCUACCCCAACAAAAGAAGAGGAUCGGAAGAUAAGCCGAACUAGAAGCGAAAUCGAAAUGGAUUCCAUGUUCACAGCCACCCCUGUCGGGGCUUAAGUAUUGAUGAUGGUGCCAUGGGGUCUCAAAUGUACACUUUCUCUGUACAUAUAUGAAUAAUGUUUCUCUCAUGCACUCUUUCUUCUUAUGUGAAAUGUGAAGUCAAUAAUCUUUGAUG